This is a messenger RNA of Belonocnema kinseyi, 5845 nucleotides long. It is a transcript of the gene Git, whose product is annotated as ARF GTPase-activating protein GIT1. Gene Ontology annotation, biological process: brain development; regulation of ARF protein signal transduction. The record is from RefSeq and is a predicted model, not a curated record. Gene Ontology annotation, molecular function: GTPase activator activity; protein binding. The transcript has 15 exons. NCBI's taxonomy places the organism in Eukaryota, Metazoa, Arthropoda, Insecta, Hymenoptera, Cynipidae. Bases 587 to 2710 code for a protein of 707 amino acids.
UUAGAUCAUGUCGAUACCUAUCUUUCCUCUUCACCGAAGUGUCAAAAAAUACACGCAAGAAAUUCUGAAAAUAGGGGUAUACAUUCUGAUCAGCCACAUUUAAAAAAAAGUCUGUCGCAAAAUAUUGAAAUUGGAAGCUAUGCAGUGGGAAAUGUAGAUUAUGCAUCUUAUGAAUAUGGAAAAAGUUCUAUUUAGUUCACUAAUCACCGUUUUUUUCAUAAUCCAAUGAUAUUUUAUGCGGGUUUAUUUGCAAAGUAGCAGUUAUUUUCUUUUUAAAUCACGACUUACCACAUUUACCGUAAAUACGGUGAAUUUGGUCUGAAAUUUGGUAAAUCUGGUAAAUUUACGUUCACUCUUAAUCGUAAAUAGAGAAUUAGACUGAGGAGAAGCGUACACUAAGUGAUACAGACGGGUUAUUAAUAACAUCAAUGGCGUUUGGGUUCGAGUGCUGUGUUUUAUUUAUGCGGGACUGUGUAGGAUUGAAAUCAGCGUUAGCGUAUAGCGCUUGGACUAAUUAGAAGCUGCGACUUUUCAAGUACUUAAAAUUAUUUCGAGUGAUGAAUCAUUAAGAUAAUCUCAAAUAAAAAUGGCACGCCCGAGACACAAGGAAAGAUCGGAUAUAUGCGCUGAUUGCGGAACACUUGGGAUAAACCUACUCGCAUUCUUCAGAAAAGUUUCAGAAAUAUUUGAGCCAAGCUGGGCUUCUCUGAAUAGAGCAAUCUUAUUAUGUGACGAAUGCUGCAGCAUUCAUCGCAGUUUGGGGCGUCAUAUUUCCCACAUAAAAUUUCUUCAUAAAGGACCUUGGAGUACGUCCUUGCUAAAAAUGGUGCGAACAUUACAUGACAGUGGAGCAAACAAUAUUUGGGAACAUUCUCUGUUAGAUCCAAAUAAUUCAAAAACCAGUAGAAGAAAGCCGCAAUCUAAGGAUCUAUUGCAUCCCGUAAAGGAAGAUUUUAUCCGUGCCAAACAUCAACAGCUUUCGUUUAUUUUGCGUCCGAGUAAAGAAGAAUUUUGCACAGAAGAAGAAAUCAGUAGACAAUUGCAUAGUAGUGUACGCACUAGCAAUUUAGAAACGUCCCUUCGGCUCCUGGCCCAGGGUGCCAAUCCAAAUUAUUUUUACAAGGAGAAAGGUACGACUCCGUUGCACGUGGCAGCUCGCGCAGGUCAGUCUUUGCAGAUAGAACUACUUAUAACCAAUGGAGGAAAUCCUAGCAUUGUUGAUUCGAGUGGUCAUAGUCCUUCCGAAGUCGCAAAAAUGGCAGGCCAUUUGGAAUUGUCCGAUCGACUUAUCGAAUACAUGUAUGAAGUAACUGAUAAACUGAGCUUCUUUUUAUGCGGACAGAAACCAAAUCACAAAGCAGGACAACAUUUAAUUGUCCCAGAGUGGUCCGUAGAAUCUGAUCGCAGUGAAUUAGCUUUUGGAGCACGCAAUAAGUUGCAAAUGCUACCCAAUCAUUUGCUAGAAGAGUUAGCUAUGGAUGUGUACGAUGAAGUUGAUCGCAGGGAAACAGAUGCAAUUUGGCUCUCAGUUGCUUCUCUUCCGGAUAGAUGUGCAGUUCCAUUUUUACCAGUUAAUCCACGUCUUUCUUCAACGAGAAACCAAGGGAGGCAGAAAUUAGCGCGAUUCACUCCAAAGGAAUUGGCGACUCUCGUAAUUGACCUUCUCACUGAAGCUGGUCAUCGACAUACAUUAGCCAACAAUGCACCGUUGCAAGACCCGGUGUUAUUAGCUUUACGAAAGGAACAAUUCGGAAAGCAUGGUUCUCAAAUGUCGGAUGAUGAACCUCUUUAUGACAGCGUGGCGUCCGACGAUGAUUAUGCAACCUUUGCAUCUGAUAAUGUUACAAGAUUAUCCACAGCACUGAUUUCAGAUAACGAGAAAGCCCUUGCUCCAUUGGCUAAAGGUUUACCCUCUGUGGUGGAAGUACUCAGAAAGCAAUUGAAUCUCUCCGAAUCGACGAUAAGGGAUCUACGGGAAGAAAUUCGUUGUCUACAAAGUUCUAUUGAACGUAUUUUAGAAGAAAACCGUGAAUUGAAAAAUAUGAUCCAGGCCAAAACUUCUGAAGCAAUCAUAAAUGGACAUAUUGGAGGAGAGCAAGAUCCAGAAUUAGAACCAGUACUAGACAUGAAAACUAUCAUAGUUCGGGGGAAUCAACGACCUACUUCUAUGUACGAAACCAGAGAAGGGUUGCGAAAGCCAUCGACUUGGAAUGCAAAUAUAAAUCAGGCUAAGCGGGAGAUUGAAUCUCCAGCUCGGCCGUGUACAACCCAAAGCCUUUGGGAAUAUGGUGCUGCAAGUCGUCCUCCUCGUGAAGAAGUUACUAGGCGAACAGGUCAAGUUACAAAGCGUAUUCAGGAACUCUGGAAUGCCAUGCAGGAUCCGAGUCACAGAGAAGCUUUUGUACCUUGUGCAGAGCGGAUUCGGGUCGCAGUCGCCGAACUUGCUGCAAUUUUUCCUCAGACAAACCCAAAAGUACGUGCUUUCAGCAGUGUCUGGUGGUGUUUAUCGAACCCAGUGGAUGAAAAUGUUAGAUCAGCUUUACGGCAACUAAAUGGUAAUACCGGACGACUUCAAGCCGAAUGUGCCGGUCUGCAGCGAUGUACAAGUGAUCCUGAUCACAUGGAUCGUUGCCUGCAGCAAGUCCGCUCUUGUGCUUACGACAUAGCCAAAGCUACCAAACUCCUCGUUACUCAGUUCCAAGCAAUCUAACUUUUGAAGAUGUUCCAUGUCAAGUGUUUAGAUGUAUAUAUACGCUCAUGUAUCUACUGUCUUUGAGAGGUUCCUCAGCCGACGAUAUUCUAUUUACCAUGCCGAUUAGUUCCUAAAAGAAGAUCUGGGUCAAACGAAAUAAUUAUGUCGUUUAAAUAGUUAAAUAAUUUAAUUUUUUGAAGUAUAAAAACAUCUUGAAAAUUGAUUUUAAGUUAUUUACCUGGUAGAACAUUUGCAAUAGUAAUUCAAUGUCAUAUUUCAUCAAAAAUAAAUAGUAAUUUAAAGCGGAAAGAAUAACAGUGCUACAAUGGGGUCGUUGCAUGAUUUACAACAAUUGUAUGUUUUAAUUUAAAUUGAACAAUUCUUUACAUAUAUAAAAAAUAUUACUUUUCAUACUUUAUUUCGGAGAAAUUUGAAAAAUAAUAUAGUAACAUUUUAAAUGUUACAAUGAACUUCAGUUUUUGAAUCGCUUCUCCCAAUCAGAGCAGAAAAGCGAAGGUUGAUUUUAAUGGUCUUAUUGGAACUAGUCUGAAAUAUGAAACAUAUAUCGUCCCACAGGUCUAUUCUGCCGUUCUAGCAAGAAAAGACGUAGCUACAUUUUGGAUGAGUCUCCUGCCACCCCAAUUUUGGUUAGGUUGACAGGAGGCUCAUCCACGAUGUAGUUACUACUUUUCUUAUUUAGGCGGCAGUAUUAGUGGUUUUAAGAUUUUAAGUGCACGGAAACUAAACCAUAAGGUACCGCUUGAAAAUUCACAUAUAAUUGCACUUAAUGCUUCCACCAUUUUUCCUUCUUUCAAAUUACCACUCGAAUUUUACAUGAUUUUCCUAGAUUUUUACGUGUAUCUCUACGUGGAGUUUUAUGCUAAUUUUCACGUGAAUGUUUUCACCUGGUAUUGUUUCAUUCAUUAGACAAUGAUGACAGUCAGCAUUACAUUAUUUUUAAUCAUAGAAUUAAAUUGUUAUUUAUAAACAAUUACUGAAUCCUAUUACCUCUCAAAGUACGAUAAAGACUGAAUAUUCGUCGUCGUUUGAAGCUAUUUGUCUUUAUCACUUUGUUAUGAAUAAGUGCGCUAAUAUUUGACUAAUUAUAAAAAAGACGAGAUGUUUUCUUAUUCAUCAAGAAAAUUAGCGAAAGUUUUGAACUAAAACAACAAUGCUUUCGAGGAUUAUUAAAGGGGUUGUGAAAUAAUACACGUGACGAUUUUUCCGUUUAAUGUUCUACGAUUGCAUACUUUGUGACAAAAUAUUAUGAAUGAAAAAAAGAAAGAAUAAGAAUGAAGGGCUUUCAUAUAUUCAUUGAUUCAGUGGUGCCUUUUCUGCGGAUUUGGGCAUAAUGUUUUUAAAUAAAAAAUUUCUUUUUACUUUAAGGGUAUGUCGUACUAACCUCAAAGUUAUUUUGCUACAUAUUUUUUGGAACAACUCAUGUCCACACGAAUUGAGAUAUCGAGUCGAAAAAUUGUUUUGAUGUUAAUAUGACAUGGCCUUACGGGGCCAUCCAUAAUAUACGUAACGAAUUUUCCGAAAUUUUGACCACAUUGGUCAUUAAAUUCCAAAAAAUCGAUCUUUGUUCUAUUGCAUUUGACCACAAAUAUGAAACUAAUUUUGUUUAAAUAUUUGACAAAUUAGCAAUACAUAGUCUCCUAGCUCUACUUUGUUUUUUUUCUUGUUAUGCUAUUCGUCCAGAAUAUCCGAAUUAACACUUUCAUUCAACAGAACUUAUCAUAAAGUAAUGGUAAAAAGGCCGAAUCAUGUACGCAAAUAGUAGAAACAGAAAUUAAUGAGAAAUUCUGGGACUUCUAACAGCACAUUUUGGAUUUGCUGAGAUAAAAAGUUUACUGCCUACUUAUUAUGCUUCUUGCAAUUAUUUAUUCGAGGCUUCAAAUCACUGUGUAUUAGGUGUAGGUUUUUCUCCACGAUUUGAUAAAUUUACUAUUCUUUUCUACAAUUGAUAUAUUGACUACUGGCACGCUUGAAUGUAUGUAUUUAUGUUUUUAAAUAUUACAAAAAAUAUUUGAGGCCUAAAAACCUUAAUAAUUUACAUUAAAAAGACAUACUCGUCAUGUAAACGUCGAAUUCGUUAUUGCUGUAUAAUACUAGAAGUCGUUUGAAGAAGAAAGGAAGAGUUAACAUCUGUUAUGGAAAGGUGUAAAUGCUUAACUUACAUUUUUAUUGGAAUAUUUAUAGCAUCAGUUUUUGUUGCUUAAAUAGCCCUCUGUUUAAAUGCUAAGAUAAAAAAAACUGAACAAAUUUGAACAGUUCGUUGUGAAAGUUUGACAAAAUUUAGAUAAAAUAAAACUUUACUCUUCUCAAAAUUAUACUAGACCAAAAUAAUCAAUUAUGCCUUUCCUGCGGAUUUCAGAGAGAAAAAAUAUACCAGAAACGUUACGUUAUGUGUGAAUGGUCUCUUAAUUAACGUGUAAUAAUAACACCGACAUAGCCAUGGAUAUAAUCGAUAUCUACUUUGUCGGAGUUAAAUUUGUAGAACAAUGAGAGUAAUAUUUCGCCAGAAAGUUCAUAAAAAAUAAUUGAGCAAGAAUUUUAAUUGUUCUGCAGAGUUCGAUAGAAGUUCCUGGCCCUGUACGCAAAUAACUGUUAUAUAUAAUGGUAGUAAAACGAGACAUUAAUGCGUAUUAUAUCUAAUGAUUUAAGCAUUUAACUUUACAAAUAUUAUUUCAAGCUCGUGACGACGAGCGAGUCGUACAAAUAUAUUAUGUUUUAUUAACAAAAUUAUCCAUAGUCUUAAUCUUCCUAAGGUCUUGUCAUAUUUUUUUACAUUCUCAUGUAAGUGAAAAGGUACUGGUUUUAUGUAAAAAAUGACCCGCGGAUUUCAUCAAAUAUCGUCGUUCAGAGGCCCCUGAGUCAGUGAAAAUAGUAUUUACGUCGGUGCAUGUCUGUCUGUCGUUCGUUAGCAAGCUAAUUUCAUUCAUGAUUUUUCUCAAGAUAAUAAAAAUUUUUUUUUGCAAGCCUUAUAUUAGCUAAUUUCAUUCAUGAUUUUUCUCAAGAUAAUAAAAACUUUGUUUUUUGCAAGCCUUAUAUGAUUAUUAUAUGAACGUUUUGAAUAUUGUCACUUACUGAGUGAAUUUUAAUAUAUUUGUAUAGGGAAUUGACCAAAUAAAUUAUACUAUUUGUAUUUUU